Pieris rapae (cabbage white) is the source of this 3917-nucleotide messenger RNA. Its product is annotated as CUB and sushi domain-containing protein 3. NCBI's taxonomy places the organism in Eukaryota, Metazoa, Arthropoda, Insecta, Lepidoptera, Pieridae. The record is from RefSeq and is a predicted model, not a curated record. The transcript has 11 exons. Bases 141 to 2609 code for a protein of 822 amino acids.
UUGGGCACCUGUCUUGCACCGGCUGUCGUUCCUUUUGACAGCUCAGUCGAGUAAGAAUCAUCGUUAGCGCAACACGCCAUGUAUGUGUCGUACGAAACAUCGCCGCGAGUGUUAUAACGAAAACAAACGUGCAUUCAAAAAUGGAUGUGUUUUAUUGUGCUGUCUUCCUAUUUAUUCAAGUAUAUGCAGUAACAUCAUGUGGGUUCCCUGGUGUACCUGCACACUGUUCCGUGUCCUUUACCGAGGAGCCUGAGGUGGUGGGUACAGUCGCUAUGUACACUUGCGAUAGAGGCUUCGAACUCUUGGGUCCUUCGAGGCGAGUCUGCGACGGGAAUGGAAGAUGGGUGCCAGACGGCAUUCCUUUCUGUGUGCUCAACGUAGCAGCAGGCAAGGCACCGAUGCAAGUGUCAACUGAAAGCACGGGUGUACCUCAGAAAGCCCUAGACGGGAGUACUGCGUCCGCAUUUAGUUCGGAAACCUGUACCCUCACCAAGAAGGAGAAAACACCCUGGUGGUAUGUCAACCUACUAGAACCGUACAUGGUUCAGCUGGUGCGAUUGGAUUUUGGACAACCUUGUUGCGGUGCAAACAAGCCAGCGGUGGUGGUCGUUAGAGUGGGCAACAAUCGUCCUGAUAAUGGGACAAAUCCAAUAUGCAACCGAUUCACUGGAUUCCUUGAGGAAGGUCAACCACUAUUUCUUCCUUGCAACCCGCCAAUGCCUGGGGCAUUUGUCAGCGUCCAUUUAGAAACUCCCGCCGCAACUCAGCUUUCAAUCUGCGAAGCUUUUGUGUACACGGAUCAAGCAUUGCCGAUUGAGCGUUGCCCACAGUUCCGAGAUCAGCCUCCAGGCAGUACUUCUACCUAUAAUGGAAAAUGUUACGUGUUCUAUGACCGACAGCCAGCAAACUUCAGAGACGCGCUGACCUUUUGUCACUCCCGCGGAGGGACCCUGGUAGAUGAGAGCAACCCGGCACUGCAAGGAUUUAUCAGCUGGGAGCUUUGGAGACGACAUAGGAGUGACAGCAGCAGUCAGUAUUGGAUGGGCGCGGUUCGAGAUCCACAGGACCCCAACAACUGGAAGUGGGUUAACGGAAAUGACGUAACCAUUUCCUUCUGGAACUCGCCGGGCAACGGUGAAGGUUGCGCACGCUUUGAUGGCAGCCAAGGGUGGCUCUGGGCAGACACUGACUGCCAAAUGAGAUUGAACUAUAUUUGCCAACAUCAGCCCAAAGCAUGCGGACGGCCUGAGCAACCUCCGAACUCUACGAUGCGAACGGAGAGUUUCGAUGUUGGAGCUACGGUGGAAUACUCAUGUGACGACGGUCACUUGCUUGUCGGCCCUACUGUCAGAACAUGCUUAGAAACAGGCUUCUAUGAUGAGUUCCCUCCCGUCUGCAAACGUAUAGAUUGCGGUUUCCCUGCCGAAAUACCUCGCGGAAGUUAUGAGCUCAUCAACAAUUCGGUGUCCUAUCUCUCCCACGUGCAAUAUUCUUGUGAACCUGGCUACGAGAUGGUGGGAAGAUCAAGGCUCGUCUGUGACAUAGAUGAGCGUUGGAAUGGUCCACCACCGAGAUGUGAUGUGGUGCGAUGCGAAGACCCUCCAGUGAUCCCGAAUGGUCGAGUAUCGAUCAGAAAUAAGCCGUUUGUCUAUGGUUCGGUGGCUGAGUACUUCUGCUCAAAAGGAUUCCUGUUGCAUGGUUCACAGUUAGUCACUUGUUUACCAUCAGGGACCUGGGACAGCCCUCCACCGCACUGUUACCCUGAAGAACGACCCACAACGACAACCACUUCAACUACAACAACAACAUCAACAACAACGUCAACAACAACAAAAGCACCAGAACCAACUACUACAUCUACAACUACGUCAGUCACUACAACACCACGACUUAUACUUCCCACCAGGCGUCGCAAUAGACCCACAUCCGUUGAACCUAGGCCAUCUACGUUUAGACCGACCUCGCCAAUUACGGAUACCACGAAACCGAGCACAGAACGAACCACUAGGAUACCUGUGAAGAAAGUAACUGUGUUAGAUUCGGAGCAGUCUUCCACCAGUCAUGUGCCACAGAUAACAGUGGCAAGUCAUCCUAGAGAGAAUCAGAUAUUCGGCAAUGGCAACAAUAUAAGAACUGAGCAAAUUCCUAGAGUGAAUGUGCCGUCGCCAGUGGAUGGAGAUCGUCGAGAACCAGUCGGUGCUAGAUUGAAUAUAGGUGCUGUAGUUGCACUUGGAGCAUUUGGGGCCUUAGUUUUCCUAAUAGCCAUAAUCACGACCAUUGUUAUACUUGUCAAGAGUAGGAAACAUAAUAACGGAAAGCGUUACCGACAUCACGUAGCCCCCGAUUGCAAUACCGUCGCAUCUCUCGAUUCCUCGUCAUCGGAAUCGCGCAACGGUUUAAACCGUUAUUAUCGACAAGCCUGGGAAGAAUUGCACGAAGCUACAGGAGGUCGCCGCUCACGCAGACACGACCGCGAAGCCCCAAAGGACGGCUCUGAGCUGGUCGUGUCUGAUGUGUACCCGGCACCUAACAAGCGGCGUCACCACCAUCACCACCACAGGCCCGACUGGCAACCAAGACACCACCAUAAAGAUAAAUCUAGAUAUUAAGAAAGUAUAUACGGAGGUUGGUUGUGUGUGUGAAUGUUGGACCAAAAAUUUAAUUGGACAUCUAGUUUUUGGAAUUUGUUCAGAUGUUUUUAAUUAUGUAUUCCCCUCCAUAUAGUGUUUAAUGUAGUUUUACUUUAAAAUUUUGAUAAGUGAUAAGACUGAUUUAGAGAUCAGAUGAACUUUUAAGAAGCUCUGUAUGUUACUGUAGUGAAUUUGUGAUUAUGUAAAAUGUAUUUCUUAUUACUAUAGAACCAGAAUUUUAUAUAAUGCAUUCCUUACAUUUUGUCCCAGUUCAGGUUUUUAUGUAAAUCAAAUAUAAGUAUGAUUUAUAAUAAGAGCAACAAUAAAAUCGCUUCCGUGCGUUCUGCAAGACCGAAUAAUAUUUGUAACGAUGUACCUACAUGAGUUAAAUACCGCGUAACUAAAUGUUUAAAUCUAUUAACACUUUAUUUACUUUACUUUUACAAUAUCUCAACUGAAGUUAGCGAUGCUAAUUCUAUUAAAUAUUAUUCUAUAAUAUAUUCAACACUUGAAUUAAAUACAAGUUUUUGACACGGAUGAGAUUUAGUAACGAGACUUACUUACUCGUGGUUGGCUGGCCGUAUGUCAAAAUCUUAAUUUCUUUUAUUCAAAGAUGCAGAAGCCAAACUAGGGAUUACUCUAUUUCUUCAAAUUAAUGAAAAAUAUUUCUGUUUAUUUUUACAAUUUAUAUAGCCUCACAGAUUAGUAAUUUUAUCUCUGUUAUUAUACCAAAAAAUAUAGAAAUUGUUCUGAAUUCUGAGACUAUUUAGGCCGGGCUUCUGUCAUACAAUAACGAGCAAACGUACCACGAAAAUAAAAAGCAAAUUUACGCAAGAUAUAAGACGACUUUUUUUUUGUAGUAUUGCGUGUGCUUUGAACGAACCAAAAUUAUUUUCGAGGAAGUUUUGAGCCGUACAGCAAACAUAAUUUUACGUGCUUUUGGUAGAUGUAUUUUUACUAUUUCGUACGAAUUUAUAUAUAUUUCCAUAAGACCAGUGUAAACGAGAUCGCACGAUUUCUUGAAGAUAGUUUAUACCCUAGCAAAUGGUACAAAUACACUUUCUAUAUGCGUUAAUAAUUAAUUAGUACAAGAUACUUUUUCCUCUUCAAAAGUAUGGUAUGUGCCAUUAAACAGGCAAACAUAUACGUCUAAAUGUAAUUGAUUUAGAAUAUGUAAAUAUGUAUUCAUACAAUUUAAGGCGAAUUUAAUUUUCUAACCAAAUUUGUCGAGAUAGUUAUAACAUAAUUAUAUUUCAUGAGAUUUUAAUACAAAUUAUAAUAAAGUAU